Brassica napus (rape) is the source of this 1331-nucleotide messenger RNA. RefSeq names its product ethylene-responsive transcription factor ERF054-like. Gene Ontology annotation, molecular function: DNA-binding transcription factor activity; DNA binding. Gene Ontology annotation, biological process: regulation of DNA-templated transcription. NCBI's taxonomy places the organism in Eukaryota, Viridiplantae, Streptophyta, Magnoliopsida, Brassicales, Brassicaceae. Bases 236 to 1117 code for a protein of 293 amino acids. The record is from RefSeq and is a predicted model, not a curated record. The transcript has a single exon.
UGUCAACUUUCCAAAUGGACGGGGAAUGAAAGAAUUAGAGUGGAAGCAAAUGAAUGAUUACAGUAACCCCAAAAAGAUAGUAUUUGAAAUAAUAAUAGUCAACCGAAAGCUGAAGAUAUUUUUAUAACUAAAUACAAAAAGCAGUUGCCCCACAUCUAAUGUGCUCUCGUAUUUAAAGUCCAUGGAGUCAUCUUUCUCUUACAAAUAGAAGAAAACAACAACAACAAAGUGUAAGAUGGACUUUGACGAGGAGCUCAAUCUUUGUACCAAAGGUAAAAGUAUUGUUCCUUCUUCUGGAGAAGCUUCUUCAACGACGUCCCCAAGAUCUAUCAAGAAGAUGAGAAACCCUGAUCAUAGAUCCAAACCCUAUUUCCCAUUUUCCUCUCCUUAUUCUAACUCCUUGCCGGCUUUCCCUUUUUCUUUUGACCCAACGACUCAAAAUCAACAACAACAGCAACUAGGAUACGUUCCUAUUAAUCAACAGAACAACCCUACAAUACAAGGGCAAAACCAAAUGAUCUCGUUUAGUCCUCAACAGCCUCAGCAACAGCAGCAGUAUAUGUUCAAGUACUGGAGUGACACAUUGAACCUGAGCCCUAGAGGAAGAAUGAUGAUGAUGAACCAAGAAAGUGUCCUGCCUUACAGCUCAACCAAGCUGUAUAGAGGAGUCAGACAACGUCAAUGGGGAAAAUGGGUCGCAGAGAUACGUAAGCCACGGAGCAGAGCACGUCUCUGGCUUGGUACCUUUGACACAGCUGAAGAAGCUGCCAUGGCUUAUGACCUUCAAGCUUUUAAAUUGAGGGGUCAUAAUGCAACACUUAAUUUUCCCGAGCGUUUUGUGAAUAAAGAAAUUGAGCCUAAUGAUUCAACUGAUGCAUCAAGCUCUCUGCACCCGAAACAAUCCGAAACGCCACAGCCAAACGAGCCAAACGAGGGUAACUUGAAGAGCAAGGAAGUAGCGGUGAGUGAUGGUGGAGUAGAGGAAGGGAUGGCUGAGGCGUGGUUCAAUGCGGUUGCAGCGGGAUGGGGUCCUGAAAGUCCUCUUUGGGAUGAUUUAGACAAUUCUCAGUUUUCACAAAACUCGACUUCUUCUUGUCCCAUGAAGCCUUUUAUUUGAAAAAGGUCUCACAUUUUAGGUUGUAGUUUAGGGUUUAGCUCAUUAGCAUUUGGAUGGAGACAGUUUUUUGUGAUCUCCCACUCCAUACAUAGUCUAUAUCUAUAUAUAUAUAUAUAUAUAUGUGUGUACGCGUUCAUCAUUUAUGUGUGUGUGUGCCGCUGAUUAUGCUACAUAUAUAGAUGUACUAUUAGUUCAUCGAGUUUGUUUUCUGGCA